AUGACUACAACAGUCGAUGUGGAUAAUGUGAGAUCAGAAGAAAGAUAUCCAAAUUUUCUCCCUGCUGUCCUUGCUGAUCCCUGUCCAGAUGGCUGGAUCGGGUAUAGAAAAAGAUGCUACUAUUUUUCUCUGACUGAAGGAAACUGGACUGUUGGCAGCAGGCACUGUUCUUCUCACAAUGCUUCCUUGGCUGUGAUUGAUUCCCAAGAAGAGAAGGGUUUUCUCUUUCGCUACAAAAGCCCUCCUGAUCACUGGAUUGGUCUCCAGAAGGAUUUGGGUCAGCCCUGGAGAUGGGUCAAUGGCAGAAUUUUCACAGGAGAGCUCUUCAAGCUUCGUGAGGAAGAGGGAAGAAGAUGUGCAUAUUUGAACCAUAAUGCCGUUGGUAGUUACAGCUGCACAAGAGAGGAACCCUGGAUCUGUAGCAAAGAGAUGGCUAAAGACAUUGGCUGGAUUUCAGCACCCAAGCCCUGA
Messenger RNA from Anolis sagrei ordinatus, 471 nucleotides. The record is from RefSeq and is a predicted model, not a curated record. NCBI's taxonomy places the organism in Eukaryota, Metazoa, Chordata, Lepidosauria, Squamata, Anolidae.